Molecule: messenger RNA, 1400 nt
Organism: Leptopilina heterotoma
Lineage: Eukaryota; Metazoa; Arthropoda; Insecta; Hymenoptera; Figitidae
Product: nucleolin-like
Exons: 5
Coding region: 109-744 (211 amino acids)
Cellular component (GO): nucleus
Source: RefSeq, a predicted model, not a curated record
CGACGCCAUAUUGUUUGAAAAGUCGUUUGUGUGAUAUCGUGCAUCGCACUUUGUAUUUUGUUUGUUUCGUGUGCCCCAGUUGGGAAAACUACAAAAAUUCCGCGCAAUAUGAAGAAAACAAAGGACGUGUCGGAAGAGGACGAAUAUUCUGCGGACGAUCCUGAAGAAGUCGAAGGUGGAGGUUCAGAGGAAGAUUGGGCACAGGAGGCAGGAGCAGAAGGUGCUACUAAGAAACGACCUCAGAGGGGUGCAAAAAAACGACAACAUAAUGAAGAUGAAGAAGAGGAAGAGGAGGAAGAUGACGAGGAGGAGGAAGACGAUGAAGAGGAUGAGUCUGAUUCCGAUCCAGAACAAAAACCAAAAAAGAAGAGACGUUCUAAGAAAGAGGAAGAGGAGGAGGAAGAUUCAGAUGACAAUGGUUUUGAGAACACAACAGGAUUUCCACCCAAAGAUUACACUUCUGGGGCUUUUGUCGUCGCAAAAACAGAUAUCGGCCAAAACACAGAUCCCACCUUGUGGAGGAUAGACGGAAAAGCACUUCUUCAAAAGUAUUUACCCUUCAAAGAUGAUGGAAAGACAUUGUAUAAAAGCACAUCGACCUAUUCUGGAUGGUCUGUAAACAACAAGGAUAAAUAUCUUGCUGCACAAGUUACCUUCAAGGUGCAAAAUAGGUCCGAAACAAUUGUAGAACUACAUCUCGAUACACAGCAGCAAGAAGUAGUCAAAGAAGAGAAGGAGGAUUAAGUAUAGCUCGAAUGCGUUCUUGUCUGUUUAUAUGAGUUAAGGUACAAUAAGACAUUUUUCAAAUAUAUGGACACAUCCACGCAGUGGACAAAGUGGUAUUUUCAAAAAGAAAAUAAAAAAAGAAGAAGAAAAAAUUUAAUUGUGAAGUAAAGAAUGAUCAAAUUAUGUGCUAACGACUGGACGAAAUUGUAUGACUGAUAGUUUUUGAGCUCAAAACAUAUUUUUUUGUUUUCUUUACAAAUUAAAAGAAAAAUACACACAUAUAUACACUUAAAUUAAAGUUAUGUAAACGAGUGUCUGUUCUAUGUGUAUCUGAAAAAAAAGAAGAAGAAAUACCACAGUGUUCUGCGAAUUUUUAAUUUCUUUGUACAUUAUGGACUCGUUAACUUAAUGUAGCAUAUUGCUCAGUUCUAUUUUUAAUGUAUUGUGCUUUGUAUCUAACUAAACUUUUUUUUUUUAAUGUUCAGUAAAAGCAGACAAAAAGGUAUAAUAAGCAUUUACAUAAUUUGUGUCAUGAUUUGUUAUUAGAAAGCAAAUCCGCAAAAAAAGUUAAUUUGUAACGUAAACAUUAUGUAUUAUUCGAAACUUAGCAAAGUUUUGUAAUUAUAUGAUUCGCAUUGAUUUACAUUAAUAAUAAUCUAAAUUAUGAAAAUGAA